This is a messenger RNA of Triplophysa dalaica, 2717 nucleotides long. Its product is annotated as fibronectin type III domain-containing protein 9. Bases 921 to 1607 code for a protein of 228 amino acids. The transcript has 2 exons. The record is from RefSeq and is a predicted model, not a curated record. Gene Ontology annotation, molecular function: protein binding. Lineage: Eukaryota; Metazoa; Chordata; Actinopteri; Cypriniformes; Nemacheilidae.
UCAAUAUUGAAAGAAAAAGUGAGUUAGGUCAUGAUCAUAAUUAGUCAUCGGACCACAGUAAACACAUAGAAAUGAGUGCCUGUACAUCUUCAACCUUCAUUUUUUUAACACUUUUGGGUGCCGAAAUUUUGCAUAAAACAUGGUCAAAUGUAUUAAACAGAAUUAAAAGCACCAGACCUGAAUUGAAAGUUUAAUCAAAUUAGCCCAUUAUUUAAAAUUAAACGCGUAAUCUAAAUAAGAUGUGUAAUCUUUGACAAUGACUGGCCAAUUUAAUUCUGUGGAAAUCCAGGGGUGUAGAUCCAACAUGGGGAAUUUCACAAGUUCCAUCACCUUUAGGGUAAUGCUCAAAGGUAUAAAAAUGUUUUGCAGUUUCUCUAUUUAGUAGGCAGCUGUUCGAUUCAUAGAUUCAUCAUAAAUUCAUAAGCACAGAGGCUGUAGGUGGUGUGGAAGUGACUCAGGGGAGCCAAGUCACCAGUCCGAGUAACUCAGAACAGACUGUGGGAUAAAAACUGCUGCAUGCUCCUUCAAUCACGGACAGAAAGGAUGAGUAACAGGUGGGCGAGCGAGACACUUCGUGUUCUCUCUUAGCUGUAAUGUGCUUAAAAUUCACUCUACGCUGUUGUGUCGUCUGCCCCCUUCCGACAAAGCUAGCGCUCUCUCUCCCACUCUCUCUCUCUAGCUUUUAUGUGCCGUCUGCAAGACAAGCUUUUUCAGUGCAGUGUUGUGGAUGUGAGCUCUAGCAGAAGUCCUGAAACAUGCCAGUCAGAAGAAGCCGCAGGUUAAAGUCUCUUAACACUUCAAGUAGGUUUUUGUCUUAAAGCAACAGCGAGACAUUCUUUCAAUGAAGUGACUCUUCUCAUCUUUCAAGAUCUUUCAAUACUGCUGCAUGUCAUCUCCAAGCAGACUUUACCAAUAAGUCUAUGCAUGAGGGACUGAGUCCUCUUAACAGCCUCAACAUGACUAUCACCAUUCAGAACAUCACGGCCACCUCUGCCGUCGUCAACUGGCCCUCUUCUCCAGGCUGUGUAGACACGUUCUACAGCGUCAUGUAUCAUCCCAACUGGAACAGCCUUUUGAUGGGUUACACGCGCAAGAGCUUCCUUCGCGAGGACAGGAUUCCCGUCAGCCAGACGUCUACCAGCCUGGGCAACCUGAAUCCGCAGACCACUUACAUCCUCUGUGUCACCUGCCAGUCCGCCAAUCCUACGAAAGAGCAAUGCCAGGUCUUUAGUACCCUAGACGAGGGCACCGAGCUCGGUCAAGGCGGCAGGGAGUUGGCGAUGGGAGUUUGGCUGGCCAGCAGCAUCCUCCUCCUGAUCAUUGCCGUGGCUCUGCUUUGGGGAUGUCUCCACACCAUAUGUCCCGCUAAGAGAGACUCUGAAAGAGGCAACCAGCAGGGUUCAAACCCUUCUCAGCUUGCGUUGGCCCCCGUGGGUGGAAUCAUGGGAAACGAUGGACGCAAAAGUCUGUACGUGGCAAGCUGCAGCGAGGAGGACUCUCAAAACGCGAUGGUGAUUGAGAAUCCUUAUCGAAUAGAGCAGGGUAUCGGACGGCGCUGUGAACUCGGAAAAACUUAUUCUGCACAGAGCUUUGGUCCUGAGUCAUAACAAAUAGGGUCUCUAACGUCAUUAAUGAACUGACCCCAAAAGUUCAAACUAUUAUAAUCCGCAUAAUGAGGGCGAUUACUGAGACGGAAACCGUUUCGAGAAAAUUUGAUUUUGACAGUCUAAAUAAUUGUGGCGUGGAUGCUGAGGGCUGUUGAGGUCAAAUUAGUAUUGAAAUGUCAAAUGGACAAAAAUGUAAAACUUACUAAAGAAAAUUAAAGGAUGUUUCUCUUAAACUAUUAUUCAUUACUAAUCAUAACAACAAAAUUAAAGGUUUAUAUUUGCACCUUAAGAAUUAAAUUGUAUAUCUUUAAAAUUAUUCCCCACCAUUCUCAUGAUGUUGAGAUCAAAUAAAAUGGCCACAUCUUGGAUUUUAACUUAAAGACGACUAUGGCUGUCACACCUAUAAAGUUAGGCUGAUGAUAAUGGUCUAAUAAGUUAAUGUGAUUAUGGUAAUUAAUAGUCAUGCACAAAACACAAUAUGUGCGAUUUCUAGGACAUUUUGUAUGAUUUUCAAAUCAACAUGUUUUGAACCCUUUUAUUAAUUCAACACAAAAUCAACAAAAAAUGGACACACAAAGUGUUUAAUAGGCUAACACAAACAAUGUGUUCAUAAUACAUUCUUUUUGAGGGUGUAAAAAAACGUCAUAAAUGUUUAUGUGCUUCCUUCAUUCUCUAAUUAAAAACUGUAAAUAUUUUAAUUCUUUGAAAAUUGUCGCUUGCUGUAUAAGAUUAAUACACUUAAUACACUUUUUUUAAUAUAAAAUCAAAUUAAACUGUAAACACUAGAAACACUCAUUAUAAAGUAACUGCAAGGACGUUUUCACACAUAAGGGUUUGUUUGGGAACCUGGUGCGUUUUCUCUCUUGGUUCGGUUCGUUUAGGCAUAUGUGAAUACGUUAAUCACGCUACUAUUUACAUUAAUUACACACCCUCUUGUCAUUUCAAACCUGCAUGACUUUCUUCAGCAGAGAACAAAAGAAGAUCCUGAAAUCGCAUACACCUUGCCUACCUAUGUGUAUUGCAAAUAAAAAACAUCUGCGUUCAGAAUGUCUGAUCUGUUAAAGGCAUGUUGUGAUUGCAUCUUAAUCCAGGACUGUAGUGUAAAUUCUC